Molecule: messenger RNA, 1377 nt
Organism: Lobosporangium transversale
Lineage: Eukaryota; Fungi; Mortierellomycota; Mortierellomycetes; Mortierellales; Mortierellaceae
Product: ketol-acid reductoisomerase
Exons: 2
Coding region: 99-1292 (397 amino acids)
Biological process (GO): L-valine biosynthetic process
Cellular component (GO): mitochondrion
Molecular function (GO): ketol-acid reductoisomerase activity
Source: RefSeq, a predicted model, not a curated record
UUUAUUUUUCUCCUUCUUCUCCCUUCUCUCUUCUCUCUCCAUAACUAUCCUUCUCUCCUCUCUCAUUUAACGACUACCUUUAUCAUAUCCAUCACAUCAUGAGCUUUGCUGCCCGUUCCGCUUUCCGUCAGUUGACUCGUGUCGCUGCCCCUGCUGCCCGUUCCUUCUCUGUCCUGGCUCGUCCUGCCGCCAUCGCACAUAUUCCCCGCGCUGCUGCUUGCAAGAUCGCCUUCAACCAAACUCGUGGCAUCAAGACGAUGGACUUUGGAGGCACGAAGGAAGUUGUCUAUGAGCGUAGCGACUAUCCACCCGCCAAAUUGCAGGAGACCUUCAAGGACGACACCCUCGCUGUCCUCGGUUACGGUCCUAUGGGACGUGGCCAGGCACUCAACCUCCGCGAUAACAAGCUCAAUGUCAUUCUCGGAUGUCGCAAGGGCUCUUCUUGGGACAAGGCUGUCUCUGAGGGCUGGGUCCCCGGAAAGAACUUGUUUGAAAUUACCGAUGCUUGUGAGCGUGGAACCGUCAUUAUGAACCUUCUUUCCGAUGCUGCCCAGUCCAAGCUCUGGAACGAGAUCAAGCCGUAUCUUACAAAGGGCAAGACCUUGUAUUUCUCACAUGGAUUCUCGGUCAUUUACUCCGAAGAUACUGGCGUCGUUCCUCCCAAGGGCAUUGAUGUCAUUCUCGUUGCCCCCAAGGGAUCUGGUACCACUGUCCGUAACUUGUUCCUUGAGGGUCGCGGCAUUAACGGAUCUGUUGCAGUCUACCAGGAUGUCUCUGGUAAGGCCAAGGAGCGUGCAGUUGCUCUUGGUGUGGGUGUCGGUACUGGCUAUCUCUAUGAGACCACGUUCAAGCAGGAGGUUUACUCUGACCUCUAUGGUGAGCGUGGAGUGUUGAUGGGUGCUAUUCAGGGUCUCUUUGUUGCUCAAUACGAGGUCCUCCGUGCCCGUGGCCACUCUCCUUCUGAGGCCUUCAACGAGACCGUAGAAGAGGCUACUCAGUCACUCUACCCCUUGAUCGGUGCCAAUGGUAUGGACUGGAUGUAUGCCAACUGCUCUACCACUGCUCAGCGUGGUGCUCUCGACUGGUGGAAGAAGUUCCAUGAUGCCUCCAAGCCUAUUUUCGAGGAAUUGUACGAAUCUGUUGCUAACGGAACCGAGACCAGGAGAUCAUUGACCAAGAACUCGGCUCCUAACUACCGUGCAGAGCUCGAAGCUGAAUUGGCUGAGAUUGCCGACCAUGAGAUGUGGCGCACUGGCAAGGCUGUUCGCCAGCUCAGACCCGAGAACCAGUAAAAUACGGGGUUUCAAGUACACUAUAUACACUAUAUUAUAUACAUUUGUCAUCCAUCAUCUCUGCACAUCAAUAAAAAGAUUACUU